UUUCUGGAAAAAGUAUUGCAACAUUAGUUAUUGAAUUAAAACAAUCAAAAUGGGAUUAAUUGACGAUUAUGAGCAACAAUAUUCACAGCUAACGGCAGAAGCAACUGCUCUAAUUGGUAGAUUAUCUGUAGCGAGCGGAGGAGACAAACGCCAAUUAAUACAAAAUAUUGAUACACUUUUACAAGAAGCUGGAGAGACACUUGAACAGAUCGGUUUGGAGAUUCGUGAUUCUGAUCCGGGAGCUCGUCCCGGGUUAACAUACAAACUCAAUUGUUAUAAUGCCGAAUUGAAACGACUGCAGAACGAAUUUACCAUGGCAAAGUCAAAUAAGAACACGGUAAACGCGGGAUUCGAUGACGACGAAUACGAUGAUGUGAAUGUCACGGAAGACCAAAAACGACGAUUGCUCGAUAAUUCUGAGCGAUUGGAGCGUUCAGGCAAUCAACUUACGAAUGCGUAUCGCAUUGCUGUUGAAACUGAGGAAAUUGGCAAUAGUGUUUUACGCGAUUUGGAAAACCAAAGAGAAACCUUGACACGAGCUCGAGGCAGACUAAGAGAUACAGAUGCCGAACUCGGAAGAUCCGGAAGACUUUUAAACACGAUGAUAAUGAGACACAUGCGAGAUAAAUUCGUGUUGAUUGGCAUCGGAGCAGUUUUCUUGUUGGUCAUUUGCGUGAGCGUUUAUUUCUCGUUCACGAAAAAAGAGAAAACGCAUUAAAAGGGUUUUAUGUUAUGCCAGCAUUUGCUUCGUUUUGAUGUAAAUUUAUACGAAUUAUUCCUGUCUGUAAUAUAAUAUAUCGAUAAUUGGCUAUACCUAAACAAAAUGAUGAUAAUAAUAAACGCAGAUAUUCAAUAUUCUA
Molecule: messenger RNA, 860 nt
Organism: Culicoides brevitarsis
Lineage: Eukaryota; Metazoa; Arthropoda; Insecta; Diptera; Ceratopogonidae
Product: vesicle transport through interaction with t-SNAREs homolog 1A-like
Exons: 3
Coding region: 50-718 (222 amino acids)
Biological process (GO): intracellular protein transport; Golgi to vacuole transport; intra-Golgi vesicle-mediated transport
Cellular component (GO): SNARE complex; late endosome membrane; ER to Golgi transport vesicle membrane
Molecular function (GO): SNAP receptor activity; SNARE binding
Source: RefSeq, a predicted model, not a curated record